This is a messenger RNA of Didymella exigua CBS 183.55, 1942 nucleotides long. Its product is annotated as alpha/beta-hydrolase. NCBI's taxonomy places the organism in Eukaryota, Fungi, Ascomycota, Dothideomycetes, Pleosporales, Didymellaceae. Bases 166 to 1539 code for a protein of 457 amino acids. Gene Ontology annotation, molecular function: hydrolase activity. The record is from RefSeq and is a predicted model, not a curated record. The transcript has a single exon.
GAGGCCCUCACAGCUUCAGAUCGCGUCGAGGGUAGGGCGGUCGUUGUUUCGUCAGGUUGCUUUGCCUCAAGCAUCCUCGUACUCAGGUGCGGCGGCAGGCGCAGGUGCCACCUCCGACUUCAAUAUUCACAGCUGCUGUCCUAUCAUUCACAAGCGUCUCGCGUCAUGUUUUCGCUAUUUUCUCUUUCCAGGGCGAUCAGGGUCGGCAUACCUUCACCGCCACCGUCACGCCGUACUUGCAUCUCCAUCGCCAACCGCACGUACUCAGUCGUCACAGCCCCGCCGCGCAAGGAGCAUUUCGACGUCCCGUGCCGCUCAAAUGGCUCUAUCAGAGUUGACGUCUAUCACGCGCUUGACGCAGCCUCGCCUGUGCUGAUCUAUCUUCCACCUGGGCCUGUAGUACCUCACAACCCUGAGGCAGACGAAGGUAUCAUCGCCGCUUUGCGUGCAUCGAGUGCAGCCACCGUCGUCCGCAUCAACUACCGUGCGUCUUCGCAGCACCAGUUUCCAACACCAUAUCAUGACGUUCUUUACGGCUUUGACUGGAUCCAGGAUAACCUGCUCCUCGACGCGUCUCAGAAGCCAUAUGCAGCGCGUCUGGGCAUUUGCGGAGAGCUGAUGGGCGGCUCUAUCGCCACGAUGCUGGCUCUGACAGAGUGUCGAGUGGGUGAGAGUCGCAUCGUGGCCGCCGCGGUGAACAAUCCAGUUGCAGACUGGGUAUUCCCAGAUGAUCUGCCCCAUGUCAGCGCACCAGAGCUCCCAGAACCAGCAUCGUCAGAGGAGACGUCGUUUUCUGCAGAAGAGGACAUGAUGGCCUCGUUCAAAGCGCUCAAGGUAGGCGCGCUGCCCAAGACCAAGGCAGGGCGAAAGAGGAAACCAAAGGCUGUUCCGCUCACCUCCUGGCAAGCAUGGGCAGACAGCUCGACCAUCCCCACGUUGCCUCUGGCUGAGAUGCGCAGCCUACUCUUUCGGCGACAAGAAGACAUGUUUGACCGUUUUGCCUCACCGAUACACUUCUUUCGCUCACCGCACGCACAGCUGCUUAUGCCACAACAGCCCGUAGACUCGGCUUUGGACCGGCCUGACUACGCUGUAGACAUUGAAACGCAGAUGAGUUUGAGUCAUUUCGAGUCUUUCAUCGGCGGCGGCAAAGCAGUGGAGCUGGGAACCCCGGAAUUGACAAGGUGUCGCUCGUACGCACGCGUCUACCCGCAAGCAGGUGCUGCAAAGGUCAGCUUGCCGUCCUGGAACAUCACCACCGGAGAGCAGAGCCCACUCCACGACCAAGCAGCAGAACUGUCCAAGGUUCUGAGACGUAGCAUCGCGAGACACACCAUGAAGUCUCAGACUGGCCGCACACGCGCACACGAGCCUCUCGAGAAGCAGUACUAUGCAGAGUAUGCAGAGUCGAGAGUUCUGUUUGAUUCCCACGCAGAAUCAGGCCUGUGGAGUCGGCAGUUGUCUGAGGCAGGAGGUCCGUCACAGGUAGCGGAUAUUGGAAGCUGGAUGAAGCAGUGUCUGGCUCCAGAGUUCUCAUGAUGCAACGACUAUCCAAGCGACCACUCCAGAUUUGGUCACACGGAGACGACAAAGCGGCGUUUGCAGGAAUUACACAGCGGAUCGGACCGCUGUAUCUCAGUGCACCCUACACCCCAAAGCCAUUCGGCCUUUCAGGUUUGGUCACAAUGGCUUCGGUCGUGUUCCUGACGGUGGUUGGCCUGGUCGAUUCUCCUGAAACAUCGAGUCUGCCAAACCUGGUCCAAGGUGCGAGACAUCGCUGGAACGGCAGCUUCGUCACUGUUUGCUUUGAGCAGAGACAGCACACUUGCUCUCCUGGUGCUCACUGCACGCUUAUAAAUGGGGGCCAAAUCCUGGCAGCCUGCUCUGCCACCCACAUAAGCUCCAAAGCCCGAUAUACACUCCUCAUGAUCACAAUGGCUGG